This is a messenger RNA of Phytomonas sp. Hart1, 1093 nucleotides long. NCBI's taxonomy places the organism in Eukaryota, Euglenozoa, Kinetoplastea, Trypanosomatida, Trypanosomatidae. The record is from the annotation of a GenBank genome assembly.
CUUUAUAUUUAUUCAACUAUUUUUAUUUAAUGCUUGCGUGACUAGUGGAGUAGCCAACUUAAAGGUUAGUAAUCCGAUGUUCAAGCGUAUCGGAUGGCUCAGAAUAAUGGAAGGGGAACGCAAAUACAACUUUGUUGGAGAGGCACCUAUUCAAGGUGCAGGUGGGUUACCCUUUUAUGGCAACCUCUAUACAGGUCGUGUGGAUAGCCAGAAUUACGUUCCGCAGCGCCAGGGUGGAUCUUAUUUGCUUGAAAAGAAUGGCACACUUUGGGACGAUACUGCCGUUCGGGCGAAGAUCGAAAAGUGCCCGUAUUUUGCGUUGUCUGAUCAAGUGCUAUAUCACAAUAUGGAUCCUGUCUAUUUAGAUCCUGGGGUGCUCACCCCAGAGGAGCAUCAUCUUCUUCUUCUUUUUAGUCGUGCGUACUUUGAAAAGUGGAAGGUGCUUCACAAGAGGCCGCCCAAUGGGUUUAAGCGUAUUCGCAUUACCUACGGAGGGACCCAACUCCUCGAUAAUAUCAUCAGUCUGCUAAAUAUCUCUUCCAAAGUGGCGAUGACGCUCAAAAUGGAAUACUUUCUCGACGACGCGAGCUUGAUUGCGAUGAAUCCACAGUGCUGGGAUACCGCCUAUCUUGAUCCAUUAAACAUGGACCACUUUUCAGGGAGGGUGCUCGAGUUUGGGGAUAUGCCAAAAUUCCAGCGGGAACAGUUCUUUAUGCUUUUAAAUCAGAUGCGGCGGAUUGUGGUGGAGCGCAGGGACACAAUGGCUUCUAACGGCGGCGUGCCAGAGAGGGUUGUCCUGCCCUUCACCAAAGGGGUCACGCUCUACGACCUGUACAAGGAACUUGACCUUCCUCCGUACUCCGGACAGCUGAAGGUGUACAAUUUGAUCGAUAGGAUUGGAACAAAGCGAGUUCAAACGCUGAAGGAUGAAGAUACAUACUUUGACUUUUUGGUCCUUUCGUUUUACAAAGCAAAUCUCAAUCAGGCGGUUCUAUCGGAAGACCUUGCGGACGAAAUGGACAAUACGUGUCACUACCACAUUACUGUGGAGCCUUUCACAGUUAUGGAACGACGAGUUGGUCGGUGGUUUUAG